Lentinula edodes (shiitake mushroom) is the source of this 899-nucleotide messenger RNA. RefSeq names its product nucleophile aminohydrolase. Gene Ontology annotation, cellular component: proteasome core complex, alpha-subunit complex; cytosol; nucleus. Bases 70 to 840 code for a protein of 256 amino acids. The record is from RefSeq and is a predicted model, not a curated record. The transcript has 8 exons. NCBI's taxonomy places the organism in Eukaryota, Fungi, Basidiomycota, Agaricomycetes, Agaricales, Omphalotaceae.
GCGCAAGUGACGCGUCUUGAUCUCUGAAGUUGUACUCACCUAUUCUGAUUCUCUCAUCUCUCAUCUACUAUGUCUCGAAGAUAUGAUAGUCGGACAACCAUCUUCUCUCCGGAAGGCCGGUUAUAUCAGACAAUCUCACAUGCAGGAACGGUGCUUGGUGUUCUAGCCAAAGAUGGUGUAGUUCUUGCAGCAGAGAAGAAAGUCACGGGAAAGCUCCUUGAUCUUUCAGGCGCGAAAGAGGGUGGAUAUGGUGGCAGCGGGGAGAAAAUCUUUCUGCUAAAUUCAAAUGUCAUUGGUGGCGUAGCAGGACUGACUGCUGACGCUAAUUCGCUGAUCAACUAUGCUCGAUCUGCCGCACAGCAGCAUCUACUGCAAUACAAUGAGGAUAUUCCGGUAGAACUGUUGGCUCAGCGGCUUUGCGACAUGAAGCAGGGUUACACGCAGUACGGAGGUCUUCGACCAUUCGGUGUCUCUUUACUCUACGCUGGCUACGACCAGCAUUACCAGUUCCAGCUCUAUCAUUCGGACCCAUCAGGAAACUACUCUGGCUGGAAAGCUACUUGCAUCGGCGCUAACAAUGGUACAGCACAAAGUCUACUGAAACAAGAGUACAAGGACGAUAUCGAAGUCAAGGCCGCGAUAAGUCUUGUGCUCAAAACUAUGAGCAAGACGAUGGACAGUACGACAUUAGGAAGUGAGAAAUUGGAAUUUGCUGUCAUUACUCUUGAUACAGAAACACAACUUCCGAAGGCAAAGAUCUACAAGCCGGAUGAGAUCGAUGAGCUGCUGCAAGCGGAAGGAUUGGCGAAAAAGGAGGACGAUAAUGCUAUGAAGUCCUAAUAAGUUGUAUAUUUUGCGCGUAGGGAUUAAUGCCAAUUGUCUUCAUGAUCCCUAUUUGU